UCACACUGUUCUGAAACAAAAUGCUUCGAAACCAAAACGCAGAGUAGCGAGAGUUCCCAUUUCCCAACGGCAAUGGCGAAAACCCUGAAACCCUAGCCUAAAACCUUUUCGUACCAUUUAUCUGCUAUCUUCACGAGCCACGACGCCAUGGAAUUCGAUCAUUACCUCUCGGAGCUUUCCGCUUCCUCGCCAUGCAUUCCCUCCGGCGAGGACUUCCAUUUCUAUUACAAAUUCGGCGAAUUCCGACGCCCGAUCGAAGAAAUCGCGAGGAGGACGCACUCGAUGCUCGACACAAUCGGCGCUGCCGAGCAUAUAUGGGGCAGAGGCACGACAUUUCCCAGUGACAUCGAUGACGCGUACGAAUGGCUCGUGAAUGCGAACGAAGACGUUUUGGAGCUGGUUGAGGAGUUGGUGGAUGAGUUGCGGAAGGUUGCGAAGGUGGAGGAAGAGGAUUGUGAAAACGGGUUCGGGUCGGGUUGUGUGAAGAGGAGAAAGGAGUUCAUUGACCCGGUGAAUAGAGUUGAUAGCGAGAUGUUGGGGGCGAAGCCUAAGGUACCGUUUCAUAUACCAACGAUUACGAAGCCGCAGUAUGCACACAACAUUGUGGUUAAUAAUGCAAGCCAGCCUUUUCAGCAUGUUGGGUUGGAGAAGAGUGAUGAUGGUCAGAGGUUUAUUCAUCCACUGGAGAAACUCUCUUUUUUGGAUUUUGUUGAUAAAGUAAAUCUUGAGAAUCUUGAGCCAGUAAAGCCUUCCACAAUAGAGUGCACCCCUUUCAAGCUUGUGGAGGAUGUCAAAGGACUGAAGGAGUUGGCUGCUAAGCUGUCUUCUGUUAAUGAAUUUGCUGUGGAUUUGGAACAUAAUCAAUAUCGGUCUUUCCAAGGUUUGACAUGCUUGAUGCAAAUUUCAACCAGGACUGAAGAUUUUGUAAUAGAUACUCUGAAACUCCAUGUUCAUGUUGGGCCGUACCUGAGGGAAGUCUUCAAGGAUCCUACCAAGAAGAAGGUCAUGCAUGGAGCAGAUCGAGACAUUAUAUGGCUUCAGCGGGAUUUUGGCAUUUAUGUUUGUAAUUUGUUUGAUACUGGCCAGGCCUCAAGAGUGUUAAAAUUGGGGAGAUAUAGUCUGCAAUAUCUUUUGCUGCACUUUUGUGGUGUUGCGGCAAACAAGGAAUACCAAAAUGCAGAUUGGAGAAUCCGCCCUCUUCCUGAUGUGAUGCUAAGAUAUGGCCGUGAAGAUACACACUAUCUGCUUUAUAUAUAUGAUUUAGUGAGGAUCAAAUUAUUUACAUUGUCUAAGGAAUCUGAAGGUUCUGAUAAUCCUCUAGUGGAGGUUUACAAGCGCAGUUAUGAUAUAUGCAUGCAACUAUAUGAGAAAGAGCUUCUGACAGAAAACUCAUACCUUCAAAUAUAUGGGUUGCGAGGGGCUGGUUUCAAUGCUCAGCAGCUUGCUGUUGUUUCAGGGCUUUUUGAAUGGCGUGACAUUCUUGCUCGUGCAGAGGACGAAAGUCCUGGCUAUGUAUUGCCAAAUAAAAUUAUUCUUGAGAUUGCUAAGCAGAUGCCAGUCAUUACAAGCAAUCUACGGCGAUUGGUGGGGAAGUCAAAGCUCCCAUAUGUUGAGCGCAGCCUUGAUAUCAUUGUCAACAUUGUCAGACGUUCUAUGCAAAAUGGUGCUGCCUUUGAAGAAGCUGCACUACGUUUGAAAGAAGAACAUGCGGCAAGUAUUAUAUCUUCCCAUUCCAUUUUGGGCAACAGUGAGAAGUCAAAACAUGCUGUAGAAAUUCCAAGUGUAGCAUAUGAAACAUCAGAUCCACAGAAACCUGUUUCAGGUUUAGUUUCCACCUCCACCCCAGUUGGGACUGUAACGGUAGAUACCGAAUCUGAUUUGGAGGACAUGGUACAGAGUAACCUAGAAAGAUCCAACUAUCGCCAAGGGGAAAAUUCUGUUGUGUCCAGUGUCCACCAGCGGAAAAGAGGGUGAAGAUGAGCCAUUAUCUUGGUCAGCAAUGCCAUGAAGCUUUCCAUUUUGCUUUCAGUCAAACAAUCAAAACUAUAAAGCCAGAGAAGAAUCCAGUGCCGUGCAUCUCUUUCAAUUUUGAAGUGACAAGGAAACAAGUUUAGCUUUGGAAAAGAUGAAAAUGCAUCUUCUCAGAUAGGUGGUACGUGAUUCAGUAGCAAAAAGAAAACUUCAACCAUCAAACGUUGGGGACAAGUUAUUUGAAAAAAUGACUGCAACAAGGUAGAGAAUGUUAGGUAUGUCCAGGUGCGACCUUCUGGUGAUAGAAUGGAAAUAGAUUAGACUGACUAUGUGCUAUGUAUAGAAUUAGAGACAGCAAGAUAUUGCAUUUCAGUCAGGGAGUAUUUGAAUCCAAAUUGAGCAACUUGAAGAUAAUCUAUGUUCCUUUAGUUGAAAUCUAUAAUCUAAAUUUCAUUCAAGUUUGAUCAAGAUACACGUAUUUUAUUUUUUUUUCACU
Molecule: messenger RNA, 2467 nt
Organism: Abrus precatorius (Indian licorice)
Lineage: Eukaryota; Viridiplantae; Streptophyta; Magnoliopsida; Fabales; Fabaceae
Product: protein RRP6-like 2
Exons: 12
Coding region: 148-1974 (608 amino acids)
Biological process (GO): histone mRNA catabolic process; nuclear polyadenylation-dependent antisense transcript catabolic process; exonucleolytic trimming to generate mature 3'-end of 5.8S rRNA from tricistronic rRNA transcript (SSU-rRNA, 5.8S rRNA, LSU-rRNA)
Cellular component (GO): nuclear exosome (RNase complex); nucleolus
Molecular function (GO): nucleotide binding; 3'-5'-RNA exonuclease activity; nucleic acid binding
Source: RefSeq, a predicted model, not a curated record